AUGUAUUGCUCGGGGUCCUAUUAUCCUUAUUCGAUACCAUUUUUAUCUUUUACACCUCGUCGUCAAACUCAUAUUAAAAAUAUCUUACAACAAUUUCCAGCCAUAGAUAAUGGCAACACUUCCUCUACUUCGUCUACAAAUACUAACACUCAAGGAAUUUCUCCUUCUAACUCUAUCUCGCCACUACUAGACAAUUCCUCGCUUGAAGACACAGCUGCUAUAACUACAAGUACCGAUAAUCCUUUAUCACAACCAGUAAAUAAAGAUUUCCCAGAUUUUCAACGACGCGUACAUCAACGACCUGCUGUGAUAAAGCAUUACAGAUUGAACGCCGCGAAAAUGCCUGAUAUAUCGGGACGAGUGAAAAAAGACUUAGAAGACGAGCUUUUUGAUUCCGACACAUCGGAUAAUACUAAAGUCGUAGAACGACGUCCUAACAACGUAACACCGAGAUGA
Rhizophagus irregularis DAOM 181602=DAOM 197198 is the source of this 456-nucleotide messenger RNA. Lineage: Eukaryota; Fungi; Glomeromycota; Glomeromycetes; Glomerales; Glomeraceae. The record is from RefSeq and is a predicted model, not a curated record.